This is a messenger RNA of Yarrowia lipolytica CLIB122, 2556 nucleotides long. RefSeq lists its product as uncharacterized. Gene Ontology annotation, molecular function: protein binding. The record is from RefSeq and is a predicted model, not a curated record. NCBI's taxonomy places the organism in Eukaryota, Fungi, Ascomycota, Dipodascomycetes, Dipodascales.
AUGUUACAGAGGACGUAUUGUGGAGUGCCACGGUCGCAACUGGCGCCCAGAUUUGCCCGUUCAGUCACAACAGGAAGAUCUGGACAGUCAGCAGGGCCCAACUACUCGGAUAUUUACCAACGAGAGAGUGCCGAGGAUCUGGAAGGAGGUCAGGUUGCACACAGUGACGGGCCCAUGGGCGACGAUCUACUGCCCAAGACGUCAUCUUCGCAGCAGAAUAUGUGGCGGGUGUUCGAGAACAGCAAGGACAAACGGCUGGCUUUUGUCAGCAACGACGCAAAGGCGUCUCCUUACCAUUCCGGUGUGGGAAACAAGACCAAGAACAUGACGGUGCAAAAGAACAGAAAGGAGGUGUACGAACGGUGCAAGGAGACGGGAGAUGCUACGACAGCCAUGCAAACCUACAAGAUGGCCUUGUCCAAGGGAGGAACGGCUUCCCUGAGACAGUUUGACCAUAUCACCAUGAUGGAAAUGUGUCUCAAGGACCAGAAUAUACUCAUGUUUCUGGUCUUCUUCGCCCAGACAAUCAGUGUCGGAGACAGCAUCAACACGGCCAUGGAGCAGGUCAAAAACGCAAGACGUCUCAUAAUGCAAGAGAGUAACCAGAGCGUAGCAACCAAGCUGUCUCUGUACACUUGGUGUGUGGCCAUGCAGAAGCUGCUUCAUACUUGCGAUCUUACACAGUUGACACCAACAGCUACAAACACAGUUAUCGCAGAACAGACUCUGGCAUACUGUGUCCAGAACACCCGAGGCGAGGCUCUGGGAGCCAUCAUCAAGCAGUCGCCUUUCAAGGGGCUCGCCUUUUCGCUCAUUGAAUUGUUUGCAGAGAAGCCCAAAAUCAUCUGUGAGCUCAACAAGGCGAUUGACAAUGCAUCGGAAAUGUCAAUCACCACGUUCGGACGUGUUCUGGUGGCUCUUACAGAAACAGGACAGUACGACGCUGCUCUCAAAAAGUACAAUGAUCCCACACAGACAACACUGCUGUGUCGAAAUGAGUACGUCGACCACGUGGCUGUCAUUUACGCGGUCCUGGGCAAGUGGGAUCGCUUCUGUGACAUUCUUACACAAAAAUACGCCCAGCUGGAGAGCAAUACCGACUCAAAGUCGCUUGCCGCUGUUUUAGCACGAGUUCGAGAAGCUGGAGGAGGCUCCGCUUUGUUGGAUUAUGUUGAUCAGAAGGCCGCUGACUUGUUGCCUUUCCAAAUGGUGAUGUGUAUGGCUGCUGGAGACUACCCCAAUGCAGCCGAAGUCUACAAUCAGGGAUACAAGGAGAGUCUGUAUCAUUCAUCAAAAUACGGCCGGAAACUGAGCAGCAAGAGGAACAGCGAUUCUGAGAAGCCUGUCGAUCCUUUACUGACCCAUCUUCUUCUGCAGGUGUACGAUCAUAUUUGUGAGCCUCAGGAGUCGAUCAAAAUCCUUCAAAAGACUCCUGCUGAAGAUAUUACUCCGUUGAUGUUGAGCAACGCGAUCCAGGCGUGUGUUGGAGCCUACUCCCGUACCGCUCUUAUUCGUUUGAUGAAGUUUGUCAAGGAGACUGAAGGAGUCACCCAAGACGUCAGUGUGGCAAAUGCCAUCAUUCGAGCACUGAUGCGACUUGGAGGAUGGUCUGAGGCCGUCACUGUGUUCAACCAUCUUGGGAUCAAGGUCGAUAUCAACUCGUAUGCUGCUCUUUUGUCGGGUCUGGUGUACCACAGGAAAUACAACGAGUAUUCGUAUUUCCUGACCAAGCUGCAACGAACCCGAGGUCUGCAUUUCACUACGGAGAUCUACGGCACCAUCAUGCAGAGUGCUGUUGCUCAAAGUCAGAUUGACAAAGCCGAACAGCUGUUGUUGGAUCUCGAGAAGGCCGUCCCCAAGGUUGAACUCGCUCAUUAUCAUUACCAGUACCUCAUGAGCCACUAUACCAACGCCGGCGAGCCUGCCAAGUCUACGGCUCUUUACCAGCGAAUGACAGACCGUGGUAUUCAACCGUCUGGAGCCAUUACUCGUAACAUGCUGACUAACAUCAAGUUGCAAUACGACAUGGAGGUUCCCGAGCAGCGAAAGACGGCGCUGGUGGUCAUGGAGGCUGCCGCACGUGAUAUUGUGGUAACCUCCGAUCUGCUCAAUCCCGGAGUUAUUUCUCCUUUUGUGAGAGAGGCCUUCUGGUACAUUGAAGAGUCUGAAGGUGCUGAGAAGGGGGAAGCCUUGGAAAUGAUGGCUUCUUUCCUGGCUGCAUACACAGAAAAGCAUGGAGGAUCAGAGAGUAUGCGGGUUCUUAUAUGGGUUCUUCAGCUGGAGUCUCUGAAGUCCGAUACGGACUUUGGAGUGGCCGAGUCUUGUUGGCAGCGGUUAUUCGAUAUUGCCGACAUGCGAAACGCACGCAGCGACCACGUGCGAGGUUUCAGACCCACAAAGACGUCCAACAAGCAUGUCAUGAUCAUGGGCGAUGCUCUGGAGAUCUAUGCCAAGGUGCUAGACAAGAGUGGAAACUCUGACAAGUUGAAGGAUAUUCGACAAGCAUUCAGGUCGAGACGAUGGAGACUUCCCUACUCCAUGAAGCAUUUGAGGUAG